GUGGCAGGGUGCUGUGUCCUGGCUGACGGUGCACCAUGGGCGGGAUCAGCCACCACCAAUAUAAACAGGGCUGACAGCGAGCCACCCUGGCAAACUGAAAGCUGAACCUUGGAGCGUGGAGGAGACAGCGUGGUCCAGGGUGGGGCAAGCGGCGCCAAGGAGGAGGUGUGGUGUGGGUGUCCUGUGCCGGGGAGCCCAAUGGCAUGUGCUCGAUGCUAACACAGCACCCAUAGGGCUCUGGCACAACCAGGAUGUGAACCACAGCGCUGGGGCAGGCUGAUAAGGGCUCCCCAGCAGGCGCUGGGCGAUGGCAGGAGCUCAGGGGGGGCUCCCGGGUCCCUUCCCGGAGCCCCCGGUUGGGCCAUGCCCCGUCUCCGACUCCGACUCGGACUCCGAGGACACGGCCGUGGGUGGCACAGCACCUGGUGCUGGGGCGCAGAACGCCUCCCGGGUCAUCCACAGUGGCCACUUCAUGGUGUCGUCCCCACACAGCGACUCACUGCCCCGCCGGCGCCACCACCGCACCGAGCCUGAGCUGGCUGAUCCCCGGAGCAUUGACCCGACCCUCACCCGGCUCUUCGAGUGCAUGAGCCUGGAGUACAGUGGGAAGCUGGUGUCUCCAAAGUGGAAGAAUUUCAAGGGGCUGCGGCUGCUUUGCCGGGACAAAAUUCGUCUCAACAACGCUAUCUGGAGAGCAUGGUACAUCCAGUAUGUGGAGCGGAGGAAGAACCCUGUGUGUGGCUUCAUCACCCCACUGGAGGGGUCAGAGGCUGAUGAGCACCGAAAACCAGAGGCUGUCGUGCUGGAAGGCAACUACUGGAAACGCCGCAUCGAGGUGGUGAUGAGGGAGUACCACAAGUGGAGGAUCUACUACAAGAAGCGACUCCGAAAGUCCACCCGGGAGGGAGAGCUCUCCAGUCCAAAGCAGGAUGAGGAUGUCUGGAGGCCAACAGAGAAAUGGUGCAACCAGCUCUUCUGCAACGUGGUGCCCAUGCUGCUUGGGGAUGAGGAAGAGGAGCCAGGGGGUAGGCAGCACUUCGACUUGGACACCUUCCUCUCGGAUAUCUCUGACACCCUCUUCACCAUGACACAGACACCCAGCACCCACCAGGCACUUCCCGAGGAUGCAUAUGUUGGGAAUGCUGACAUGAUACAGCCGGACUUGGCAUCCCUGCAGCCCAGCCUGGAUGAUAUGGAGAUCUCAGAUAUCUUCACCAGCCACUGGCCACUGCCAUCACAGACGCAACCAGGCUACCAGGAGCCGCCCUGCUUUGUGCCCAUGGCUGAGCCCCUGUUCAGCGGUGGGGGGUCCCUGAUGGGUGCUCAGGGGCUGCCCGCAAGCCCUGAGGCCCCGCUCCUGCCCAGCACCAUCCUCCAGCCCAGUGGUGCCUCCCAGCUUGGCCUCCAAGGCGCCUUCCUGGGCCCCGAGCUCCCCUCGGCCCCCCUGCCUCCUGAGCCCCCCCCCACGGCGCCCAGCAGCCUCAGCCCCCAGCUCCAACACAAGCCCCUGCUGCAGUAUGGCCUCCCUGGGAAGUGCCUUGGCCUGGAGCCACCAGGACCCCACUGCGCCCCCCCCAUCCCAUCCCCCGGGGUGCCGCUGCUGAGCCCGGACCCCCCAUUCUCCCCCGCCUCAGGCCCCCGCUCCAAGUUCCCCUACGCCAGCUCUCCUGGCCCCUCGCUGCUGGCCCACCCCGCCUCCCUACUCUCGGCACCCUGCUUCACCACCCACGCCCCGGGGCUGGGUUAUGCCACAGGCAUGGUGCCCCUGGGGUACCCCAGCCCGGCCGCCCCCCAGGUCCUGCCCCCCACCCUGCUGGGCAACCCCAGGUUUGCCCCCCCAAAGGGGCUGCCCCAGGGUGGGGGUGGGCGGCCGAAGGUGAAGCCCGGCGGCACGAAGGCAAAGAGGAUGCCGGGACCCCCCGCGCCGCCCCACCUGGCCAUGCCCAGCCCCUGCCUGAGCCAGCUGCUGACCACAGCCAAGCAGGAGCUGGCCCUGGAUGCCCCAUGCCCGAUGGGUGCAGGAUUCAUGCCCACAUCCCCUGUCUCUCUGCAGCAGAGCGCUGCCCCCGAAGGCCCUGCCACCUUCCUCUCCAGAAUGGCCCAAGCGAGCCCAGGACUGGCUCCUGGCUCCAGCCCUUCCCAAGCGGUGCCAGCGCCGGUGCCACUGGCGGGCACCCAGCCGGGCCCACUGCUAGUCCCCAAGGUGGAGCAGCUGUCCCCCACGUCGGCUUGCGGUGAGUCUGGGGCACCCCAAGGAGCUCCACAGGACACCACGUUUCCUGCAGGCAGCGACUGGCCCAAGCCUGGCCAGGCUUCCCCAGGAUCCACUCUAGGGCUGGGCACUGGCAUCUCCCUGCACCGCCCUGUGUCCUGUCGGGGCAGGCCUGAGUCCAGCAAGGAGGUGCCUGACAGCACUUACCCACAGAUGGAGAGCCGCCGCAUCACGCACAUCUCUGCCGAGCAGAAGAGACGCUUCAACAUCAAGCUGGGCUUCAACACGCUGCACAGCCUGGUGAGCACACUGAGCGCCCAGCCCAGCAUCAAGGUCAGCAAGGCCACCACCUUGCAGAAGACAGCUGAGUACAUUUGCAAGCUGCAGCAGGAGCGGGCGGCCCUGCAGGAUGAGGCACAGCGGCUGCGGGAGCAGAUCGAGGAGCUGAACAGCUCCAUCAACCUGUGCCAGGAGCAGCUGCCAGCCACAGGGGUGCCCAUCACACGCCAGCGCUUCGAUCAGAUGCGCAGCAUGUUCAACGAGUAUGUCCGCUCCUCCACGCUGCAGAACUGGAAGUUCUGGAUCUUCAGUAUCAUCAUCCGGCCCCUCUUCGAGUCUUUCAACGGCAUGGUCUCCACAGCCAGCAUGGAGAGCCUCACUCAGACAUCUCUUGCAUGGCUGGACCAGCACUGCUCCCUCCCAGCGCUUCGGCCAACUGUCCUGAGCUCCCUCCGCCAGCUGAGCAUUUCGACCUCCAUCCUCAGCGACCCAGCCUGCAUCCCUGAGCAGGCGACACUGGCAGUGGCGGAGAUGGGCCACGGCGGUGGCUCCUCCUAGCUGCCCCCGGAGGGGCUUUCCCAGCCCUGCCAAGACCCUUGCUGCUGCCAGACAAGCGCCCGCCAAUGCCAGGGAGGAGGCCCUGGCAGGGCCACCAUGGCCAGGCUGCACGAGCAAGGGGCAGUGCUGGUCGGUGGUGGCCCAGGGCCAUGGGGGUCCCGCUUCCAUGGCACCAGCUUGGGGAGUCCCUGCCUGUGCAGAGGCGGGGGCCGCUGCCGUCCCCCUGGUCCUGCGCCCCAGGACCUGCCAGACCCCGGAGCGGCUGGCACAGCGCCGGCCCCAUCCGCCCUUGGCCAGGAGGCCUGGGCUGGGGGAGCUGCUAGGCAGUGGGGCCCGGCCCCGCUGCCUGAUAAAGGACUCACUCUGCCUACAGGCCACAGCGUGGUUCUUCCUGCCGCGGGUCCCUCUGGGGCAGGGCUGGGGGAGGCAGGAGGCCGCAGGGUGAGGGCAGGGGCGGGCAGGGUGAGGGUGAGGGCAG
Molecule: messenger RNA, 3527 nt
Organism: Harpia harpyja (harpy eagle)
Lineage: Eukaryota; Metazoa; Chordata; Aves; Accipitriformes; Accipitridae
Gene: MLXIPL
Product: MLX interacting protein like
Exons: 17
Coding region: 308-3049 (913 amino acids)
Biological process (GO): regulation of transcription by RNA polymerase II
Cellular component (GO): nucleus
Molecular function (GO): protein dimerization activity; DNA-binding transcription factor activity, RNA polymerase II-specific; RNA polymerase II cis-regulatory region sequence-specific DNA binding
Source: RefSeq, a predicted model, not a curated record